AGUCUCAGUGUGGUCAUGGUGGCUUUUGGCACAUCUGGGAAAUUAUGCAUUUCCAAGGCAGGUCCCUCCAUUGCAGGUCUGACUGUCCAUCGCAACAGCAGCAGCAGCAGCAGCACCACCCCCAUUGAGAACUUCACUCAAGUAUGUGUCGACUCCUCCCUCUUCGUCUCUUCAUCAGGCAAGUGUCUCUUCUCAACUCACUCACUCAUCUCUUCUGACCAACAAACAAGCACAGAAGCAGCCUUUCAACCUCAUUCCAGAAUGCCUUUUGGAGGAGAAAACAAGUGUGGCCUCUGCCAGAAAACUGUCUACUUGGCUGAAGAAGUGCAGUGCGAAGGGAAGAGCUGGCACAAGUUCUGUUUUAAAUGUGUGGACUGUAGUAAGAGAUUGGACAGCACAACAGCGUGUACCCAUGAGGAUGAGCUCUACUGCAAGUCAUGCUUUGCCAAGAAAUUCGCACCAAAGGAGUAAGGACACAGGAGGACGUUAAAUUCAGGCGACCAACUGUCUAAUGUUGUACAACCUGUCUUCAAAUAUGCCUUGUUGCCAACGUUCAAAAUAAACCUCAGGAAAAAAUGGUGGGCAUUUA
Messenger RNA from Solea senegalensis (Senegalese sole), 589 nucleotides. RefSeq names its product cysteine and glycine-rich protein 3-like. Bases 16 to 471 code for a protein of 151 amino acids. The record is from RefSeq and is a predicted model, not a curated record. The transcript has 4 exons. Lineage: Eukaryota; Metazoa; Chordata; Actinopteri; Pleuronectiformes; Soleidae. Gene Ontology annotation, cellular component: cytoplasm; Z disc; nucleus. Gene Ontology annotation, biological process: sarcomere organization; muscle tissue development. Gene Ontology annotation, molecular function: actinin binding; structural constituent of muscle.